Molecule: messenger RNA, 2907 nt
Organism: Caenorhabditis bovis
Lineage: Eukaryota; Metazoa; Nematoda; Chromadorea; Rhabditida; Rhabditidae
Source: the annotation of a GenBank genome assembly
AUGGCGCCCAUCACUCAGAAGCCAGGAGUAAUAAAGGAUCCGGCAAUUGCGGCCCUUUUCAGUAAUAAAGAUCCCGAAAAUCGUUAUCAAGACCUUCGCGAAAUUGGGCAUGGCAGUUUCGGCGCAGUGUUUUUCGCAUACGACAAAGAAAAUCAGGAAACCGUGGCGAUUAAAAAAAUGAAUUUUAGCGGUAAGCAAGCCGUUGAGAAAUGGAAUGAUAUUUUGAAAGAGGUAUCAUUUCUUCACUCAAUAAAACACCAACAUAUUGUGGAGUAUAAAGCUUGUUACCUAAAAGAUACAACUGCUUGGCUCGUCAUGGAAUACUGCAUUGGAUCUGCUGCCGAUAUUGUAGAUGUUUUGCGCAAAGGGAUGCGGGAAGUCGAGAUCAGUGCCAUAAUAACGCAGACGCUAGAAGCACUAUGUUAUCUUCACUCAAUGAAACGAAUUCAUCGGGACAUUAAAGCGGGAAAUAUUUUGCUUUCCGAUCAAGCAAUUGUUAAAUUAGCCGAUUUCGGAUCAGCCUCUCUCACUGAUCCUGCGCAAACAUUCAUCGGAACACCAUUCUUUAUGGCUCCUGAGGUUAUUUUGGCCAUGGACGAAGGUCAUUAUACGGAUCGCGCGGACAUUUGGUCGCUUGGGAUAACUUGCAUUGAACUCGCGGAGCGGCGUCCACCGCUGUUUAGUAUGAACGCAAUGUCAGCGCUUUAUCAUAUCGCUCAAAAUGAGCCUCCAAAAUUAUCUGCAGUCGAGUCCGAUCAGCCGGAAUGGUCUCCAGAAUUUGUUUCAUUCAUUGAUAAGUGCCUUCGCAAGUUUCCAGAGGAUCGUAUUACGGCUGCUGAAUGCUUGCGGCAUCCAUUCAUUGCUCGCGAGAAACCGAAUGAUACUAUUCAAGAGCUCAUAACAAGAACGAAAAAUAUGGUACUCGAAUUAGAUAACUUCCAAUAUAAGAAAAUGCGAAAACUGAUGUAUUUGGAUGAAGCAGAAGGCAAAGAUAGUGAUGUAAACUGUGGGAACUCGGAUGAUCUGGAUUUCCACGGAAACGAGGGAUUGUCCAUAGGAAAAGCGGAUUCAGCGAGCUCCCGAAGCGCAUCGCUUGCCUCAUUCCGCUCAAUGCAGAGUAGCGGAGGAUGCCCGAAUCAACUGGUUUCGACGAGCACCAAUGGUGCGAAUGAUUCGAGCAUUCAUGGCUCUCAGUACAUCAACGGAUCUUCUACAACAUCAAGCCGUCGCCGUCCUCCGAUUCCGAUGAAUAUGAUACAGUCCUCAUCGUCGACCUCUGGAGUUGGAUCGAUGUCGAACACUUCUCAAGGUCUGACGACGAUCGCAGUCGCCGACGCCGCAAAUGAUGGAGAGGACGACGAAACAACAGCAGUUUCUUCGAUUACGGCCAAUUCAAUUCAAGGAGAAGGAGCUUCCAAUGAGGGCUCAAUCCGGAUUCCAGUCAAGGAUCUACAUAUGCAAAAUCAUGAAGUCAAGGAGCGAAUUCAGACGCUGCAGAGUAGGCGGUUCGACACGCUACGACCUCAAAAGCUCAUUAAUCGCGAGCAGGAGGAAUACAGCGGAGAGAAUAAUAUGUACGAGCAGAUGAGCGGCUACAAACGCCUUCGUCAGCAGCAUCACAAAGAGCUGAGGCAGUUUGAGGAACGGUGUGCGAUUGAACGGGAAAACCUCCGAUUGAAGCUUGACAAGGAGUUGGAGCAACUCAACACAACGUACUCCAAAGAGAAACAACGAGUCCGUAUGUCUCAUACGUCGGAACUCGAAAAGAAGAAGAAAGAAAUAGAAGAAGGAGAGAAGAAGCUUCGAAAACAGGCGGCUAAUAAUAAACAGCAACAGAUGAAAGUCUACAGUGCAAUGCAGCUCAAAGAAUAUAAACACAACAAGGAGCUCCAGAAAGCGAGACUUAAAUCGAUGAGCUUAACCAGAAAUGCUUAUGAAGCCGCUGUGAAAGAUGUGAAAGCGGAUUUGAAUCGAAAAAAGUUGGUACUCGAGAGGGACUACGAAUCUCAACUUCAAGAGCAAAGCGAUGAGGAUAUGAUUCGCUUCCGACGACAGCAGUUGAGUCGUUUGCAUUCACUAGAAGAGCGUUUGGAUGAUGAGGACAUUAACGUUCAAGAACGUCAAAUGGAAAAUCGACAAGCCCUUCUGAUGAAGCAGCAUGAAAUGACACGGGAUCUCGAAUACGCUCAUCUCAACGAACUGUUAGCAAUGAAAAAGCGACAUCAGGAAGCACAACAUGAAGCGGAGUCAAAUAACCAGAACGAGUAUACCAAUAGGCAGCAAGAUGAGCUGAGGAAGAAGCAUGCAUUGAGAUCUCGUCAGCAGCCGAGAGAGCUUAAACUCAAAGAAGCUCAAAUACGGAAGAUGUACCGGCACUCAGUUAAAACGCAAACUCGGCAGUUCAAAGCCCUGCUCGCGCAAAUGCUACAGCACUCUCCAAAAGAGCAGCAUAAAGAUAUUGAACGACGCCUUAAACAGGACCAAAUGACAAAAAUUGCGGCGUUGUCGUCACAGUAUGAAAGUCAAAUCAAAAAUAUGGUUCGAGAUCAAACGUGCAAACUCGAGUGUUGGCAAGAAGAUGAACAACGCGCAUUGAGCCAAAAGCUUGAGAAAGAACUUGAAGAGCUCAUCGCCUAUCAGAAGAAGCAACGCGAGCAACUCGACGAACAAAUUAAAAAGGAACGCGAAACCCUCGAAGAGCGAAUAAGCGCUAGACGCGCACUUCUAGAGCAACGCAUCCAAGAAGAACGCGAAGAGAUGGCGAACUUACGUCGCCUCAAAAAAGAGCAGAUUCGCGAGCGACACAGCGUCGAACGGCAACGGCUUGAGAGCAGUUUCGCUCGUUCGGCGGCUAGCUCGUCGCGUUCCCUUGGAGGCGCUGGAUCAUCCGUUCAACUUGCGCUUUAA